UGCUGGCUCUGGUCACGCUGCUGUCCUUCGCCACCCGUUUCCACCGUCUGGACGAGCCGCCGCACGUCUGUUGUUGGCCAAGAGGAGAUGAGCCCUUUCUGAUGAUGACUGCAUUAGGUGACCAAACUGCUUAACUAAGCUGGCCUUCCAGAGUUGUCACUGAGACCGGAUGAUUGUUGCUGCCCAGUGGACGCUAUCAAUGAACCAGGCCUUGAGAGGAACCUCUGUGAAUCAAGACUCCACUGAGCCAGUGGUUUUGCUUCAGGUGGCGGAGUGGAAGAUAGUUUCUCCAAAGUGGGAGCUCCUACCUCUUCUUAUAAAAAAUCAAGAUGCCCCUAGGGCCAGGCCAGCUAUAUCACUUCCAUUUGACCAGCAAGCCUAUUGAGCCCUUCCCUUAUAGCCUCGAUUCUAAGUUGACUCACCCCAAGGUGGCAAUAUCAAGCCAAAGAGUCCUAAGGCCUUCAUGGGUCGGGCACUCAGUUUUAAUAAAGGCUUAGUGGGUUGAUAGCUGUCCCUUUUAUUUUUAUUUAUUUAUUUUUUUAAUUUUUUUUUCCGACGUUUAUUUAUUUUUGGGACAGAGAGAGACAGCAUGAACGGGCGAGGGGCAGAGAGAGAGGGAGACACAGAAUCGGAAACAGGCUCCAGGCUCUGAGCCAUCAGCCCAGAGCCCGACGCGGGGCUCGAACUCACGGACCACGAGAUCGUGACCUGGCUGAAGUCGGACGCUUAACCGACUGCGCCACCCAGGUGCCCCGAUAGCUGUCCCUUUUAAAUAGUAUGUGCUUGGUACCUGUGUCCAGCAGAUGGCGCUGUUAUCCUGGAGAAUGGCCUCUCCUGGCUCUAGCUGCCCUAUGUCUUUAUGGCUGUGAUUUCACUUUCCCUUCUUGGGAUUUAUAUUAUUUCUUCUGGACCACCCAGGAUAGGAUAGGAUCACCACUCAACACACAGCAGUCCCGGAAUGGGAUAAUCCCCUUUGACACUUAUAGGAUCAAUGCCAGUGUACAUCCCACUGUGGGAACCACAAUAGUAAUAUAGGGGCCUUACCCACAGCUCAUUUUACCUUUCCUUCCCCACUGGGAGCUUGGCUCAGACCCUGUCAGUUGAAUUUGGGUGCUUUUUCCCCCUUGAACUUAUAAAUCUAAUAGGCCUGCAUCAGUAAUUAUAGUGACAGCCAUCCAAAGAUUAUGCCAUUCCCCAGUGGAGACUGUGGAGUGCUGGAUGCAGGGGGUAGGAUACAUGUGUAUGGCCUUCAGUCCCCUUUAGGGAGAGGGAGACCUUGGUUUUUAAUUAUUUUAUUUUAUUUUAUUUUAUUUUAUUUUAUUUUAUUUUAUUUUUUUAACACAGCUGAGAUUGUAGUAGAGGAGGAGGGAUCAUGGGACACAGGGAGAGAGUGGUUCUGAGCCACUAAGCAAGGCACAUUUACUUUUGAGCACACAGCUCACCCAAGGAGCUUUCAAUGUGUUCAUUUUGCCCCAAUUUUCUAUAUUGAAUAGCAAGAUCUCCUUACUGCUGGCACCACUUAUGAAAGCUUUGGAGACUCCUUGAUUCAGCAGCCAUAUGCAUAUUGCCUUUUAGCUGCGCCUGCUAGGCUUGCUGACCCAUUGUCAUGAUUACAUCUCUUUCUUAUUUUGCCAGAAGAGUGAGCAGUAACCAAGGCAGCUUUCAAACUGUUUCUUUCUCCAUUCAGCCUCAUUAAUAGUUGGGAUGAGACUCACUUUGGAAAAAUGGGAAGUUAUUAUAUCAACCGUACCUUUUUCUUUGAUGUACACCCACCUCUGGGGAAGAUGCUGAUAGGUCUUGCUGGCUACCUGAGUGGGUAUGAUGGUACUUUUUUGUUCCAGAAGCCCGGGGAUAAAUAUGAGCAUCACAACUACAUGGGAAUGAGAGGAUUCUGUGCUUUCCUUGGUUCCUUGCUGGUCCCCUUUGCCUACCUCAUUGUAUUGGAGCUGUCCAACUCCCUCCCAGCAGCACUGCUCACUGCUGCCCUUCUCACCUUUGACACAGGAUGCCUCACUCUGUCCCAGUACAUCCUCCUUGACCCCAUUUUGAUGUUCUUCAUCAUGGCUGCUAUGCUGAGCAUGGUCAAGUACAACUCCUGUGCCAACAGGCCCUUCUCUGCCCCCUGGUGGUUCUGGCUCAGCCUGACUGGCAUUAAUCUGGCUGGUGCUUUAGGGGUCAAGUUUGUUGGCCUCUUUAUCAUCCUUCAAGUGGGGUGGAACACCAUUUCAGACCUUUGGCACCUGUUUGGAGACCUCAGUCUUUCAGUGGUGACCUUGGGAAAACACCUGACUGCUCGCAUCCUGUGCCUCAUAGUGCUGCCCCUGACUCUCUACACAGCCACUUAUGCUGUUCACUUCAUGGUGCUGAACAAAAGUGGUCCUGGUGAUGGCUUCUUCAGUUCUGCCUUCCAGGCCCGGCUUUCAGGCAACAACCUUCAUAAUGCUUCCAUCCCUGAACAUCUGGCCUAUGGCUCUGUGAUAACCGUGAAGAACCUGCGGAUGGCUAUCGGCUAUCUCCACUCCCACAGGCACCUCUACCCCGAGGGCAUCGGCGCCCGCCAGCAGCAGGUCACCACCUAUUUGCACAAGGACUACAACAAUCUGUGGAUUAUCAAGAAACAUAAUACAAAUGCAGAUCCCCUAGACCCUUCAUUACCAGUGGAGUUUGUAAGACAUGGAGACAUCAUUCGGCUAGAACACAAAGAGACUUCUCAGAACCUGCACAGUCACUAUCAUGAGGCCCCCCUGACCCGAAAGCACUAUCAGGUCACUGGCUAUGGCAUAAAUGGGACAGGAGACUCCAAUGAUUUCUGGCGGAUUGAGGUUGUAAACAGAAAAUUUGGAAACCGGAUCAAAGUGCUGAGAAGUCGAAUUCGACUCAUCCAUCUGGUCACAGGUUGUGUCCUGGGCUCCUCGGGAAAGGUCCUGCCCAAAUGGGGCUGGGAGCAGUUGGAGGUUACUUGCACCCCAUACCUAAAGGAAACCCUCAACUCUAUCUGGAAUGUGGAGGACCAUAUCAACCCCAAACUGCCGAACAUCAGCCUGGACGUGCUGCAGCCCAGUUUUCCUGAGGUCUUGCUGGAGUCCCACAUGGUGAUGAUCCGGGGGAACAAUGGUCUCAAACCCAAGGACAAUGAGUUCACGUCCAAACCCUGGCACUGGCCUGUCAACUAUCAGGGCCUGCGCUUCUCAGGGAUCAAUGACACAGAUUUCCGUGUGUAUCUGCUUGGCAACCCGGUGAUUUGGUGGCUGAAUCUGUUGAGCAUUGCCCUCUACCUCCUCUUGGGGAGCAUCAUUGCUGUAGCUGUGCAGAGAGGGGCACACCUGCCUGCGGAGGUUGAAGGGUUGUCCCAGGUCCUGCUGCAAGGAGGCGGUCAGCUCCUGCUUGGCUGGAUUCUCCAUUACUUCCCGUUCUUCCUGAUGGGCCGGAUUCUCUACUUCCACCACUACUUCCCAGCCAUGCUCUUCUCCAGCAUGUUGACAGGUAUUCUGUGGGACACUCUCCUGCGGCUCUGGGCCUGGAGCCUGGCCUCCUCUUCCCUGGCCAGGGGCCUGUAUGUGGUGGGAAACCUGAGCCUGCUCCUGGGAACUGCCUACAGCUUCUACCUCUUCCACCCUCUGGCUUACGGGAUGGUUGGUCCCCUAGCCCAGGAUCCCCGAAGUCCCAUGGCAGGACUAAGGUGGCUUGAAUCAUGGGACUUUUGAGGCUACUGCAAGGACUUCAGCCUGAGUCCAGGAACUUUCUGGGCAUAGCCAGCUGUGCAGCCAGCCCUUGGACCCUCCCAGCUGCGGGCGAAGCUGCCCGAGGAGCCUGAGGAAUUCUGCUGCCUUCCAGGACCGAGCUCUGGGGGCACACCGGGAACUUAACCCAACACAAGGGAGAGCCGCGCUGUCUCUGCAGAGGUCCCACCACUGGGAAUGGCCCAGCAAUAGAGGACGCCACCUCUCUGGUCUGUUUCCCCAAGUGUGCGACAUGAGGGAUGUGUGUGGGGGUGUGAGGGUACAUGUGCCCAUAUACCUGUGGAAUAUAGACUGUGACUGUGGACAGCUGAGUGUCAUAAACUCAAGAAAUAGUCCAGGGCUACAGUAGUGUUUUCUGGUAUUUUCCUUCACACUGGAUUUGGUUUGAAAGUAAGACCAUCAUAAAUUCUCUGACCUCCAAGAAGGCUGAGCUCACCGACCCCACUCUGGGAUAUCACCAAGGCCAGAGCAGAUGGGACUGUCCACGCUGCGCCGCUCUCCUCCCAACAAACAGAGCGGAGCACCUCUGGGCUGGAGGGCCGGCCUCCCAGCUGCUUCCCGGGUGGCAGCUGCUGGGAAGUCUCCAGAGCAAGGCAGCUGAGAGCUCACCAGCCCUGGCUUCCUCACUCUCAGAGUAUUACGUGAUGUCUUGUGGGAGGAAUGGCACCCUAUCCUGGGCUGCUCUGUUCGCAGGGCCUGCUUGCCAGAGGUGUUUCUUGCUACUGUCCUUUUCCCUCUGCAUCCAGCCUGGCUGCGCCAGUGGGGCAGAUGCACUCUCCUGAUGGCUGGGAGAGCCUUUGGGGCCCCUUUCUUAGCAGCCGAGGGUGAUGGGCAGCAGGGCAGGGAUCUGUGGUGCCGGGCUGGGGUCCCAGUAGGCCGUGUGGCCCGUCCGGAUUGAUGUCCCUCUCACUCAUGAGGUGUUCCUUUUACUUCUCUAGUCUUCCCCUGCUGACACCCCAUUUCCAUUUCAUUCCCCUUUCUCUGUGUCACUGUUUCACUAAUCUCUUUUCCCAAGGACCCAGAGCACCUAGAAAUGCAGCAAAGCUUCUACUCUCUGCCACUUUAAAGCCCAAGGAAGAAGCUCAGAGCUAGCUGUUCCUUUCACUUCUUCCCCAAAUAGAAGAGAUUAAGGAAACCCUUGGGUGAGAACCGAACCAGCCCAAGGCCAGCUCCUCAGCCUGCCUCCCUCCUGCCAGUACAUGACAGAGUAUUUUGUCUCGGAGGGCUGUGAUGCUUCCAGGUUUAAUGAUGAGGCUCUGCCACACUUCAUCUUCCCUCCUCUGUAGCCCCCACCAAUUCUGACAGGGUCAGAGCUCUUUAGAGCAUCUCUGGGAGGCGGUUGCCACGGAGACUGGAAAUUGGUCCCAGGGACAGACUGUGCUACCUACUGGGAGGUGGGGAGGGAAGCUUCUGGCCAUCCUUAGCCGUUCGGACCAGCCAUCAUUAAUGUUAAUAGAGGAAAUGCAGCAAUGUCAAAAGCAAGGCAGGUUUGUUAAUUAGAUCUGGGGUGUGAUGACCUCCCUCUCCCAGGGCUGCAGCCCUUUUGACUUCCCCUGGCAGGAAGUGCUGCCUGUGUGCUGAGUCUGGGCUGUGUGCUUAAUUGCAUUUCUGGAAGGAAAGAACAGGGAUGGAGAACCUCUGCUUGCGCUUUCCACUGCACCGCUGUCUCUCCUCCCCAAAGGCAGAGAGUUGGUUUCUUCUGAGCUGGGUGGGGACAGCCAUUUGGGUGGGCUCUCCUGCCCACCCAGGGCGAGUGCAGGAAUCUGCGCUUGCCUCUCAGCUAAGAGCACUGGCCUGAUGACAACUGGGAGGUGGCCGUUGUUCCCUUGCAUCUUCUUCUUUCCUAAUAGGAACUUGUUGGAAGGGAGGAACCCUGAAGGAGCCAGAGGGGCAGCCACUCUGGGGGAGGGUGGGGAAUGAGAAAGCUCAGCCACCUUCCUCCCCGUGGCUCCCUCCUCAUUUGGCCACACUGGGAAUGAAGCAUUCCUCCAUCUUUUCUGCUAUGUUCCAAGGAUGAGAGGAUUGCUUGCUCACUCCCCCCGCUUCCUCUUAGCCCAGAUGAACAGACCUUUCUCUGGGGACGAGGCUGUGCGGGUGGACGCAGCUGCAAGUGUUCAGGUUCUGUUGUUGGCAGAUGCUGGGGAGAGGGGCUGUCGGGGUGGUGCCCUGAGUAUGAGCUCCAGUGCCCAGGAAUCGGCGGAAAUGUGAUCUGCCCCACAAACUUGCUGGUGGAGGAAGAAGAUGUUUGUGAGCACAACCUCCAGCCAGCUUCUUGAGCCACGAUUUUAUAUUAAAAAAAGGUUUCCACAGAUAAUCAGAGGCCAUUUACUUUUGUAAUAAAUAGCCCUUGUUUUGAAA
This is a messenger RNA of Acinonyx jubatus (cheetah), 6098 nucleotides long. It is a transcript of the gene POMT2, whose product is annotated as protein O-mannosyltransferase 2. Gene Ontology annotation, molecular function: dolichyl-phosphate-mannose-protein mannosyltransferase activity. Gene Ontology annotation, cellular component: membrane; endoplasmic reticulum. The transcript has 23 exons. The record is from RefSeq and is a predicted model, not a curated record. Gene Ontology annotation, biological process: protein O-linked glycosylation via mannose. The coding region runs from base 1725 to 3704 and encodes 659 amino acids. NCBI's taxonomy places the organism in Eukaryota, Metazoa, Chordata, Mammalia, Carnivora, Felidae.